ACUCUGACAUUUCUACAAAAUUAUAUUAGCUUCAAACAGUGAACCAAAUUAUUGUAAACCCGAAUAAUGUCUAUGAACGAAGCGAGAGCUCAUCAAUGGGCCCUAUAUGCACUGGCGGGACUAACAGGAUUUGUGUGCGGGGCCUUUGUUCAACAAGAGGCGUCUAUAAGGCAACUAUUCCAGCAGAUUCGAAGGGAUCCGUACGUGUACCAUCAUCGUCAUAAAUUGUAUCCCAUGUUAUCUACCUUUAGGACUGAUCAUGAAACCCGUUUGUGGAAUAGUUCCACUUCUUUGGCUGACAAAUUCAGAGAAUUGGUGGUUUCACCGAUUUUCGAUUUUAUUAGCGCUGUUUUGAUGCUAAAAACUGAUACGGCAACUACAACGGAUCUUCUGGAUUUGCUCAAAUACGGACUGCCCAGCACGGAGAACUUGUAUGUCCACAAGGACUAUAUUGUUUCGCAGGAUAUGUGCACGAAUGCCCCCAGAUGGAUCUGUGAACAUUUCCGCGGGGACUAUCAAAAAUUAGCGCCCGAUGAAGGUGGAUAUAGCAGCCUGAAUCUUCGUUACAAUGAUGUCUACGUUUUGAGCUGUGGUUCGAUGAAGAUCUGUAAAGUAUUUAAGCGAAGAAUAUGGCACGAUCUAGAGAAAUAUGUUUCCACCAAGGCCCAGGAGUUUGGCUCAGUGUACACUUACACUGGGCCGAUUUACACACCCUCAUGUCACGAGAAUGGCAAAUGGACAAUGAAGUACGAGGUGUUCGAUUGGAUUCCUAUGCCAGUUCCAUCGCAUUACUUUAAGGUCCUGAUCGUAGAGAGUCGCAUUCCAGGCUUGUAUCCUUUUAUGGAAGGAUAUAUCAUCGAAAACAGCCGAACGGUGGGCGGAAAGCUGAGUGAUCAUCGGGCCAAGAUUGAGGAAAUAGAGCGUUUCACGGGACUGAAAUUCAACAAGAUCAUGCGACCCGUUGUGCAGUUCGAUAGGAAGUCCUUUAAGGUGGACACCAGGGCCUGGGCAGGACGAUUCGAGGAGAUCUCUGAGCCACUAGUAGCCCUGCCUGCAAAUAAGGAAAUAAAAGAGUUUUAA
Molecule: messenger RNA, 1080 nt
Organism: Drosophila takahashii
Lineage: Eukaryota; Metazoa; Arthropoda; Insecta; Diptera; Drosophilidae
Gene: Tengl3
Product: Testis EndoG-Like 3
Biological process (GO): apoptotic DNA fragmentation
Cellular component (GO): nucleus; mitochondrial inner membrane
Molecular function (GO): metal ion binding; single-stranded DNA endonuclease activity; RNA endonuclease activity
Source: RefSeq, a predicted model, not a curated record